Agrilus planipennis (emerald ash borer) is the source of this 1020-nucleotide messenger RNA. RefSeq names its product IQ and ubiquitin-like domain-containing protein. Gene Ontology annotation, cellular component: motile cilium; acrosomal vesicle. Gene Ontology annotation, biological process: cilium assembly. The record is from RefSeq and is a predicted model, not a curated record. NCBI's taxonomy places the organism in Eukaryota, Metazoa, Arthropoda, Insecta, Coleoptera, Buprestidae. The coding region runs from base 1 to 1020 and encodes 339 amino acids. The transcript has a single exon.
AUGAAAGAAGAUUAUGAAAUGAAAAAAGAAGAGGAAUUUUUCCUAACAAUAGGGACACCUUUGGAAUGGAAUAGCAACUACAGGAAUCUCUAUGUGCAAAUGGAUACCUUAGAAACCCAGAAAGCUCGUCAGUACCAUGAUCUGUUCCGAACACUUCGUGACCAUGAUUUGUGCAAGGAACGUCGCCUGAACGCCUUAUUCAACGUCAAAAAGCAACUACAAGACCAGGAUCAUAACUGCCAACUGUCAAACGAAAUAGUUGAACUGAUAGAUCGAUGUUGCGUAUUGAUUUCUCGAGGAUUUGAAUAUAAACAACUGGAAAUGCUCCAAAAAAGAAUUGAACAUCUCCUCAUGAAACACUUAAACCAACGUGAAUGCAACGAGGGUAUAACAAACCGCUUGGUGAGAGUUAAAGAAAAGGUGAUGCACCAGGAUUUAUUCCUCUGUCAGAGAUGCCAGAAACUGAAAAGCCACAACGAAUUCCCGAUCGAUUCCCGUACCAAACUCCUCCGUAUCUGCAACUCGUGCAUAUGGAUUGACAAGGUGCAACAACCGCCAAUCAACAUGGCCCCAUACGCCUACAUCCUGAAGUGCAUCAGAAGAGAAGAAAGAAGAAAAGGAGCUCAAUCAUCUGUGGCUUUCGUCUUAGGCAACGAAGACAUCCAGUACAUCGUGGAUCACAUAUGGCACGGACACUCAGCGCUCAGUGAAUGUGACGAUAUCCAUGCCCUUCGGCUGGCACGUUGGGAGAAAGACAAGGAAUGGUCGCCUUGGAAUUGUGUCUUAUUGACAACCGAAGAAAUUAGGAAUCACAAUCAACUGGAAAAAUUCGAGGGUGCAUACGAAUACGAGUUUAUUGAAAAGGUUCAGCAUAAGCAUUUGGACGGCAAGGUGUAUUUCAAGAAAGCAUACAAAUACGGAAAUACUGUUAAGUAUGGGGUUGAUUGGAGCAAGAUUGAGGGGCACAUUGAUUUCGUUGCUGUUAACAGUAAAGUGAGGAUACCUCCCACAUGUCAUUAA